GACCAGGAGCAUGCGCGUCAUUGAGAUGGGGCGGUUAUAUGAAUGCCACCCGGCUCACUUAUGUUCACUAAGAUUUGCAAUUCAUUAGUUACAAUAUAAAAUAGCUGAAUAGCUGGGAUCGAAAAAUAGUAAAGAGGAAGUCGGGGCUGUAAAGUUAGGUAGCAAUGCCAUGGUAAACUGAGGCUGGGCCGGAGGGGACCUUACCGGUUGUGGAGAGACCAGUCACCAGCUUCAUGGCAGAGUCCUUAGUUGUUCGGAACCACCAUGUCUCCACAGAUGUACAACUCUGCUCCACAGAUGAAAUGGAGUUGGAGUCGUUCCAGAACGAAGCAGAGGACCAGGACCAGGGAUUGAGGGUGGAACAGCUGCUUCUCACCAUAGAGAGACACCAAAGACUGGACCUCUGGUUCUGCGAGGAUUGUAAGGAGUACUUUGUGGAUGAGUGCCCCACUCACGGCCCCCCGGUGUUUGUGCCAGACACCCCGGUUCCCGUCGGCGUGCCUAACCGUGCAGCACUUACAGCACCCUGCGGUGUGGAGGUGCUCCAGGAGGGCGGAGAGGUGGACGUGUGUUGUGUUUCCCCGGACCUUCACCGGGGAGUGCUAUUUGGACCUUACCAAGGAGAGGUUGUGGCCCAGGACCAGUCCUCUGGCUUCUUCUCCUGGAUGCUGGUGGAUGAGAACAACUGUUAUCGCUCUAUAGAUGGCAGUGAUGAGACUAAGGCCAACUGGAUGAGGUAUGUUCGCACCUCCUCGGAGGAGGGCGAGCGUAACCUGACGGCGUUCCAGUAUGGCGAGCACAUCUACUUCCAGGUGAGCCGUGAGCUAGCGGUGGGAGACAGACUGAGGGUCGGAUAUAGCCAGGAGUACAUGGACCGACUUCACAGCAUGUCCCUGGACACAGUCAACAACCUGAACACAGAGAAGGACAGCCCAGUGUGGUCCAGUCCGUGGAACGUGACUGCGAGGGACCGCGAGGCCACGCUGGCACUGAUCCAGCACUACGGCUCACCGGACAUCCAGGCUCUGUUAAGUGACCGGACCACCAAGACUAAGCAGGUGUUUGAGGUGAUUGCGGGUCGGAUGGAGGCCCAGGGCUUCGUGGUGAGCCAGGCAGGCUGGCAGGGAGGGAAGCGCUGCUUCCAGAAGUGGAGGAACAUGGAACGCACCUACAGGGACUACCUGCUGGCCAACAAGAAACUGGACGGCAGCCGCAGGAAGCAGCCCGAGUUCUUCCAGCAGUUCCAUGCCCUUAUGGGCCAGAGGCUCAGCUCCAAGAUGGCUGCUGCCGCUGCAGACUGCUCUGCUUGGGGCGGGGCUAAGGUCAAGUCCAAAAAUGUAGCUCCGCCCCCUACCUUGCCUCUCUACGCUAUUGUGGUUCCGUCCAAUCAGACGGUCAACCUAAGCAUUCCCUCUUCAUCAUCUUCGUCAUCUUCAGAGGCAGAGCUCAGGGUUCAGGCUGGCUCCUCCGACCCAGAGGCUCAGACCAGGAAGUCGAGCAGAGCCAGACCCAUCCAGGAAGACAUGGGGGUUGGGCGAGGUGGGGAAAGGGGCCGAGGGAGGGGGAGGGGCAAUAAGCAGCAACAGAAGAGGAAGAGAAGAUCGUGGCUGGGGGAGGAAAGAGCAGAGGAGGGUGCUGUGCAAGAUGGAGGAGUGGUGUCGGUGUGGUCGGAAGGGAAGGUGACCAGCCUGGACCUUGAGGCUACUGAAGCCCUGGUGGAGCUGUAUGCCUCUGCUGAGAUCCAAGGGCUGAUCCGCGACAACAAGACCAGAACCAAGCGCAUCUUUGAGAUCAUAGCGAGUCGUCUGCGGGAGCAGGGGUUCCCCUUGAGUCCGGUGCCAGAGCAGGCGGGCCAGAGAUGCUUCCAGAAGUGGAGGAACCUCUCCAGAGCCUACAGGGACUAUGUUUUGAACCAUGACCCCCACAGGACCGUCUUCAAUUCUGCUUCUAACUCAGCCUCCAAGCGUAGGAGGCCACGCCCCCCACCUUGCUUUAAACAGCUCCACGACCUGAUUGGCCACCGCCUCAACCUCCCACUGUCCGGUGAUUUGCCAGGGCCAGAUGGGGGUGGGGCUGAGGGAGAGGGACAAGCAGAGCCAAUAAUGAAUGGUGACAUAGAUGGAGAGGUAAAUGGAGAUGGACAGAUGGAUGAAGAUGCAAAUGGAGAUGAAGACAUAGAUGGAGAGGCAGAUGGAGACACAGAGGUGGAGGAAGAUGGAGUCAGCCAGAGUCUGUUACACAUAGUGGAGGUACCCGCCAGUCCCACCGAGCCCUAUCUGCCCCCCUCCACCUCCACUUGCUCCUCCAGCUCCACUAUGCCCUCCCAGCCCUCUCCACCCAGGGAUCAGCACCUCCUGCUGGGUCAGAAAAGGAGGAGGAGGAUGACGGACAUCCUGGAGGUGCUGCAGGGGUACAGGGAGGAGGACAGGAGGAGGGAGGAGGAGAGGCAGAGGAGGGAGGAGGAGAGGCAGAGGAGGGAAGAAGCGAGAGAGCGGAGAGAGGAGGAAAGGUAUGACCAGCUGAGAACUCUCCUCAGGGAGCAGCAUUCUGAGAGCAUGAACGUGAUGAGGGAGCUGAUCCACACCAUGAAGGCUGAGAAGAAAGUGUGAAACUCCUCCCCCUUCCUCCCUGGUUACACCACCCUUGGUAGUUUGAUGUUACAGUGUGAGCUGUUUCACAUAUUUUCACUCUGAACAUCAAACAGACUCUUUGCUGACGUGACAGUUUGUUUUUACAUGCAGUACAUUUUAGACGCAGUAUGAGACUUUGACUGAUAUGUUCAUGGACCCAGAGGCUCUUUACAUGCUAGGAUAUCUGACGCUAAACCCAAGGUAUUGGCUCGUGGUACUUUAUCUAGGUUCCUUGAAAUCUGACCUCGGGUCUAUAAAUCGUUUUUCAACUCCCCUGUGACCUUAUUGGCUCAAAUAAACCUUUCGGUUUGAUUUCAAUGACUUUGAGAUGCUAUUUUGUCUGCAUGCACAGCCUGGGGAAAUACAGAAGGAGAUUGCCUGGAGUAUAGUUUCCACUUUAUAAGAUGUGUAUUGGAUUCACUAAUUAUUCAUUCAGAUGCGUCUGCUUCUGGAGGAAGAGGGCGACGAGAGAGAGACAGAGGGAUGGUAACAGAAAGACAACAGAGAGACAUCAGUUAGACCCAACAAGGGCGAGAGAACAAUGGGCUGGAGCAGAGGACGAUCGCAGGCCAGUGACAGAGACACCCAGAGAGGGAGAAGAUGGUGCGAAAGGAGAGACAGCAACAGCAGUAAGAGCAGGAGACAGAAAAGACAAAAAGAGAGAAAAAGAGAAGAAAAAAGAGAUCACAGGCAGAACCAGACAGACAGAAGCUCUCUGUCUCUUACAGCCUGCUGUCUCCUGCCUACUACCCAUUACAUGGAAAUAAUGGGUCAUCAUUAGCAGAGCUUGGCUGUGUUGUUGUUCAAUAUGCUGCAAUAGUUGUCAAUACUUGUCCACCAUUUACCAGGAAACACAACCUGGCCGGACUAAAGAUGACUCAUUCCUACUGUAACUUAAAAAACACAUAAUAUGUUCACUCUACAACAGUUGGCUGUAGCAGUCACGAUGCUGAUCAAAAAGAAUAUAACAGUUUUAUAACUGAGCACUUUAUUAAAAGAAGCACAAGUUGGGUCUAAAAACACUUUUAUUAACUGAGAUACUGCAGUGUUUUCUAAAUCAAGAUGGACGACAGUGGAGUAUGCCAGUGUAACAGAGGAUAAGAUAAGUACUGACUCAACACUGAUAUGCUGUACAACAGAACAGUGAAGCAGUAUAUUAGUGACCAGACCAUACUUGGGAGUUACCUGUAUAACAGCCUUUUUAGGCUAGCUGUUCAGUUUGCUUUAGAACAGACAUUGAACUACUGUAAUGGUCUUCAUACUAGUUUAGCAGAACGAGGACAGAAAGCAUCAGGUUAUAUCCAUUUGUAAAUGCAUGAAGGUUGCUUUUUCUAAUUUCACACAUUCGGGUUUUAAGUUGUUCAAAGUUUGACCUCUUACAACAUUCAUUGUUUUUGCCUACUCCAG
Messenger RNA from Hypomesus transpacificus, 4037 nucleotides. RefSeq lists its product as uncharacterized. The transcript is spliced from 8 exons. The coding region runs from base 234 to 2609 and encodes 791 amino acids. The record is from RefSeq and is a predicted model, not a curated record. Gene Ontology annotation, cellular component: nucleus. Lineage: Eukaryota; Metazoa; Chordata; Actinopteri; Osmeriformes; Osmeridae. Gene Ontology annotation, molecular function: protein binding.